AUGGUUCGACAGGAAGAGAUAACCAAAACUCCCAGAAGAGGACCUAUCUCUAAGCCGACAUGGAAGCUGCCCAGGCUUUCCGAAGUCAUCACCUAUGGCCCCAGCGACCCCAUCCCUGCUGCCUCCAGCAACCACGAAACCCUUAUGAUCGAGGUCCUUACCAAUAAUUACAUAGUCAAAAAGACUGUCCUUGUAAGAUUUGCCAUGGUCACAGCUGACUUCCAAUAUAACAUGUUGAUCGGCCGACCCAUACUCAAUGCCUUGAGGGCCGUAUACUCCGCCUACCACCUGAGUUUCAAGUUCCCCAUACCCGCUGGAGUGGCCGAGGGGAGCAACGAUGUCAGUGAGGCCAGAGAGUGCUAUCUCGCCACCAUACAGGCCGCAAUCACCCUGCGACCUGAGUCAAAGGCCGAGGGGAAGAGGCCGGAUGUCCUCUCCAUAGACUGUAUCAACCACCAAGAUGCCGAAAAACCUGGCAGGCUGGACGCCGUGGACGAGAUGGAAGAAAUAGUUCUCGACGAGGACACCGAUGGAUGGAGAAUGUGUGUGGAUUUCACCGACCUUAAUAAGGCUUGCCCCAAAGAUUGCUACCCGCUGCCGAGAAGAGACGCUCUCGUCGACUCGGUUAUGGGGCAUGAGUUCCUCUGUUUCCUAGAUGCCUUCAAGGGGUACCAUCAAAUAGGAAUGAGUGAGGAAAAUCAGAAGAAGACGGCGUUCUACACCGACCAAGAUGUCUACUGUUACACCACAAUGACCUUCGAGCUAAAGAACGCCGCGUCGACCUAUCAAAGGCUUGUCAACUGUCUUUUCAAGGACCAGAUUGGUCGCAAUGUGGAGGCCACGUGGAUGACAUCCUCCUAA
Coffea eugenioides is the source of this 861-nucleotide messenger RNA. RefSeq lists its product as uncharacterized. The record is from RefSeq and is a predicted model, not a curated record. The coding region runs from base 1 to 861 and encodes 286 amino acids. The transcript has 3 exons. NCBI's taxonomy places the organism in Eukaryota, Viridiplantae, Streptophyta, Magnoliopsida, Gentianales, Rubiaceae.